Messenger RNA from Porites evermanni, 5266 nucleotides. Lineage: Eukaryota; Metazoa; Cnidaria; Anthozoa; Scleractinia; Poritidae. The record is from the annotation of a GenBank genome assembly.
AUGUCGCGAGUUUACAUCGGAAAUCUAGGGAAUAAUGGCUCUAGACGCGAGCUAGAACGAGAAUUCGAACAUUUUGGUCCCCUCCGCGACGUAUGGGUCGCUAGAAAUCCGCCUGGUUUUGCGUUUGUCGUGUUUGAAGACUCCCGCGAUGCGGAAGAUGCCUGCCGUGAAAUGGAUGGAAGAUAUGUUUGCGGAGAGAAAGUUCGCGUGGAAAUGGCUCGAGGGCCAACCCGGGGUGGAAGAUCUCAAAGAUCAGGAAUAACUGAAAAAUGUUACGAGUGCGGAAGAGUCGGGCAUUACGCUCGGCAGUGUACAAGACGCCCCGGAGGUGGUGGAGGAGGUCGAGACUUUCGAGACCGAAGAAGACGCUACUCGCGCAGUCGGUGAGUUUCAACACUUUUUCCUCGGUUAAGUAACAUUUAAUAAUGUUCGUUUCAUACCAUUGUUGAAUUCAUUUUUCGGGCUAUCGAUCCUGAUGAGGGAUUUAAUAAUACGACGCGGUAAAAAUCGAGGUAAAUCGUAGAGCUCAACACGUCGGAUCCCAUACUCUUGGUUAUGGUAGCUUAGCUUUCGUUUUUACGUGGAUCUGGGUGAAUCAGUACGAUUCCGGCAUUCAUUUCAAAGGUAACACACAGCAAGAAGUACUACAGUUUCCAGCGGUUGGAGUCCUAAGCGAAGAUCUUCCUAUAGCUUUUGUUUUCUAGUCCAUCAUAUGAAGCUCCUUUUAUGCAAAUUUAGCCUACUAUCUAAUUAAUCUUCUCCCACUUUUUUCCAUAUCUUAGUCAAGCUAAUAAAAACUAAGUUUGACUACUCGGAAGAAGCCCUAUUUCUUAAUCCUUUCCUUCGUUGUAGAUUUGCAAAGCAUAAAGUGUAUGGUUACGUUUCUAGAAAAAAAUAGUGUUAUUCAUUGUCAGCAAAUUUACAUUGAAUAUUUUUUUGUAAAGUUUACCUGUAGUGUUUUAUCUUUGCUCAGUACUGUAGUAAAGCUCCUACCGAUUCCUAUGGUAACUGAGUGUGCCCUCAAAGGACAUAAGCACAAACAUGGGAAUCAAUACUUUAGCUUGUGCUUAUAAUGUGCAAACCUAGCGAGGAAUGAGUUCUUUUGUGGGUAAAGUGGGUUGACACAAAAACUGCUACACAUUUGAUUGACAAUCACAACUGAUAACUUCUAAUCAUAUUUUGGAAAGGAGCUUAUGAAACUAAUAAUACAGAGUUUUGUUUCGUACAUCAGGGAGUUAAACUAUUGCGUCAGUUGUCAAUUCAACUGAUGAACAAUGUAUGCAUCUCUCACACUUCCAGAGGUGAUUCUACCUACCCUGGGUGCGUGCCUCUGUUCUACUCUCCCCUGCGGCGUCUACGAGUGACACGCUUUCGACCUUCCAUCGCAACUGCAAGCAUAUAGCUUAUAGCUUCUCUACCCACGAACGUGCCGGGUUUAGCAAAUCACUUCCCUAGCAUUACUGCCCAGCGUCUCUUCUCUGGUACUUAUAGCAGUGAGUAAGUAAUGCCUCAUUAUCCACAUAAGUCUGACUCAAGCUAUUAAACCACAGGGCAGUUAUUUAUUAAUGUCAUCUUAUUUUCAUUUACAUGUCAUGCAUAUUCAGAGGGCCGUAAGUUAGAAAACUGUAAAAGGUUAUUACGUCUCCCUCUUGAAAUAAAGUUAUUGUAUUGAAUAUUCUAAACUAGUUUUUCAAUUUCUGAACCCAUCUUUCAAUGCUGUGCCCUAAGAAAAUUUUCAUGGGCUCAGAAGCUCUUAAUGCUCAACAUUCAAUGUUGUUCAGAAACUAAGAUGUCCUUGUUGCCCAAAAGCAAAAGUAAGUUCUCAAGGGCAACACAGGGCACUGCUAAUAUAAUGCACAGUCCUCCGCCUAGAGUUGGGAAUAAGACAGUGUUUUGGAAUAUGCUGGGAACCCUGGAACCCUUCAUGCAGAAGUCAAAUUAAACAUUUUGAUUGUUAUGUUCAAUUAUUUUUUGCUGUAUAUUUUGCAGUUUGAUCUUGUUUGAGACAGACUUUUUACAGAUAUGACUUUGCCUGCCCUUUUUCUCAGUGAUGCCAUGUAAUCUCAAAUAAAAAAAGAUUUUCCAAAUGUGCUGCUAGGGUUUUGUUUUGCUUUGAAUCUCAAAUCUCAAAUUUGAAUUCAAAGUUGCUUAUAGUAUAAAAUGCAGAUGUAACAUUUCUUGAAGAAUAAUGUUUUAAAGGAAUAAAUAAUAAUAAUCAGCUCAUGCUAGUUCUCUGUAUAGAGUAAUAUCUUGUCGUUAUAUUAACUGUUUAAAUAACCCACUGAUAAAAUGAGGCAGAAAAUCAAGUUGUAAUUGACUUACUGGUAAAUGAAUUACAUCAGGAGAGACCGGGUAAAUUUUGUAUCAUUGAGACAGGAAAGAAUUUUGAGGGCCAUUUAUUUAAGGAAAGAUAAGGCGCAAACUAUCCCAUAUAAAUGGCAUAUUUGUUAUUUGCCCUUACACAUGGUCUUUGAUAAUACACAUCUUAGUGUGCCAUUUAUAUGGGAUAGUUUGCGUCUUAUUUGGCACAAGUCUUUUUUCCUUGUAUAAAUGGCCCUGUUGUGUUUUGGAGAUAGAAAUCCUUGAAGACUUGAGGAUUGAAUCUCUCGCGCAGGUUUCUUAUUAUUUUGUGUUAAGCAAAAAAAUUAACUCACUCAUCAAGUUAGAGGUUUAAGUUUGUAAAGUAAGGUUGAACCAUUGUUAAAUUUAAAUUAAAAACAAGUAAAUUAAUGUUAUUUCUUUGUUAAAUUUGUACGUGGAAUAUUUAGUUAGUGAAACUAUGAUAGUCUGAAAGUUUGCUCUCCACACUGCAUUUAAAAAAGUGUUGAUUGAACAAAGCCUACUGAAUAAAGGGUUUGCAGGCUCCUUGAAAGGCCUUGAAAAUGGCAGUUGGUGCUAGAAAGUCCAUGAAUUUCGGCGCUAACUUUAUCCAUCCCAAGAACUGCAAAAACAGAGAAGCAAACACAGAAAGACCCUCAGGAUAAAAUUGCACAUGUUUUGGAAGGACUAGACUCAAGACCGCUCUUUUUUGCGCUCAGUGGAGUCCUUGAAAAAUGGGAAAUAUGUCCUUGAAAGUCCUUCAAUUUUUUGUUUAAAAAAAGGGUGCGGACCCUUUGAAUAAGAGUUGGUGAAAAUGGAAAGCUGUUGUAUAGUUGCAUCUUCAGUUUUAUGGUUGUAUUCAUAACAUAACUACAGUUUGAAUAAAGUGUUUAAACUUGUCGUUUAGAACAAAACUAAAACAGUUGUUCCUCUGAUUGUUUUUAAUACAUGUCCUUUAAUAAAAUAAUCAUGAGAAGACAUGUUAGAAGGUUAAAUUAAUACUCUGUCAACACCCAACUAAAAUGAAACAUUCUCUUUUUGAAAUAAAAAUACUGGUUGUUCAUGCUAUUCUUGCCUUGAUAAUCAUGUACUGUCACAAACAUUUUUAGACAGCUUGGUGUAAUCUACAUAAGGCUGUAAUGAAAAAUACUCCCACAUUUUGACUAUACAUACAAUGAUAACAGUUUAAUAAUAUGUCUAAAAUCUUUUUUUUUUUGAAUCUCUUUCCUGACAUGAUUAAUAAGGAAUGCUCGUUUGGAGUUAUUUCUUUUUGCCUUGAUUUAUGUUAUAUGGGGACAGUACUUUGUCAAAUAACAAGAGAACAUUUCUAAAGUUACUUUUCAUUUUAUUUUUAACAGAUUAUUGUAUUAUGUAUCGCAAAGAAAGUAUUUUUGACCUGAAGCAUCUUUGAUUGUUUUAGAUCCCGAUCUCGCUCUCCCAGAAGAAGACGUAGUCGAAGCAAAAGCAGAAGUCGGUCACCAAGGUUAGUAAACUCCAAAUCUGCCAGUAGAGAUGAGCGCAAAUCUUUCACCUUCAUAAUCAAUGCAUUAGUCUUGCUUUUUGCUCUUCUUAGAUGCCUGUACAAACCAAGUGCCACAUAGGAAAUCCUAACGAACACCCUAAGUAUUGUUGUUAACCCUUUAAGUCCCAAUAGUGACCAACAUCAAUUUUCUCCCAACGAUAUCCGUACAUUGUCAAGAGUUUAGGUUAUGAGAAUUUAUAAAAUGAUCACCUAAGAGGAAAUGCUUUGAUCUUUUGUCAAAUUCUCUUAACUCAUUCUUUAAGGAAAUAUAAUUAUAGAGAUCAGUUGGAGAAUUUGUAUGUGGAUACUGGGGCUUAAAGGGUUAAGGGACAAUCGCAGAAAUAUGUCUUGACUUAGGAAGGAUAGCUUUCUGAACUGAGGUUCUAAAUGGUACCUCCACAACAUGACAAAAGUGCUGUCUAAUAGCCCAGGGCUAAAGUAACGACCUGGUCUGACUAGCGCGUCAGUUUGUUUAUAGUUGUCAGAUGGGUAAGCAACAUUUUCUAAAACAAAGCAAAUGUUAGGUAAAGGGGGAUGGAUAGGCCCGUAUGACUGCUUCUGGCUAGUUAACCACAGCCUGCAUGAAUGGAAACAUUUUUAAAUUAUUAUUUUCUCACCUUGAGGUUACUUUGCAAGGGCAAACAAAGGCUUGUAUGCAAAGCCCAAGAAGACUCUUAAACUCCUGAAAUUGUCCCUGUUUUUACCUUCAAACAUUAAGACUAUUUAAAAAGAGAAUCUCAUAUUUCAAGCAUCCCUUCAAAUGAUGAUAGAGUAAUGUUGUUUUAGAUGUCAUCCCUUGCAAGGGGUUUAGGAUGGGAUUGGUCCAGAUUCUUGGGUUGGUGAUGUACCAAGCCCUCUCACAUGCAUGUAUCACCUUUGGACUCAGAAGAUUGGUACUUGGCUAGUAGUAGAAGGCCAAUUUUUUUCUUAUGAUAUUCUUUACCUUUACUUUUAGAAGGCGUUCAGGAUCAUAUGAAAAAAAGUCAAAAUCUCGCUCUAAAUCUCCCAGUAGGAGUCGUUCUCGCAGUCACAGCCAAAGCAAAGAGAAGUCCAAUAAAGAAAGGUACAUGUAUAGAGUUAUGAUUCAGUUGAAAGCUGCUUAAAAUGUCAAUGACAGCCCUGACAUGAAAUCUAAAGUCAGCCUAAGGGCCACUCGUUUUGUUGUAUCAACAUUUGAACAAUUUUGGUGCACAGAAUGGCUCUAUUUUCACUUUCUGUGUCAUGUGAUUCAGGAGUACCAGUCCAGACAAGAGCCAGGACAAAAGGAAAGAAGAACAUGAAGAUGCCGAAGAGCAAGCUACUAAAGACCGUACUGAGAAGAAAGUUGAACUGGAGCAGAAGUCACGCAGUCCCUCACCUGCCCCGAAUGAGGAGGAAAAUCAGAACAAUGAUGAUGAAGCUGAAGCCAAUGCUGAUGCUGAUUAA